AUGGCGUUGGAUCCACGUUAUGUUAUCAGGCGUAUGACUUCUGAGGACUACGAAGGUGUAGUUGGCGCGUUGCAAGUGCUUACUGCAGUGGGUGAAGUAUCUAAGGAGCAGUUUGACAAGUUGCUCCAGUACUGGGACAGCAGUUUGUUGUUUCCCGAGGACGAAGGCAAAAAACAGUACAGGAUGUAUAACCCCACGGUAAUCUACGACACUGAGACCAAAUCGGUUGCUGCGUGUGGUAAUAUAAUAAUUGAGAGAAAGAUCAUACAUGGCACCGGUAUGUGUGGGCAUAUAGAAGACAUCGCUGUCUCGAAGCACCACCAAGGGAAACGCCUGGGUAAGCAUCUGAUCAAGAGAUUGACUGAGAUUGGCUUUGACGCUGGCUGUUACAAAGUUAUCCUCGACUGUGACGAGAAGAAUGUGGCUUUCUAUGAGAAGUGUGGUUAUAAGAGAGCAGGUGUAGAGAUGCAAUGCAGAUUAUAG
Molecule: messenger RNA, 483 nt
Organism: Nakaseomyces glabratus
Lineage: Eukaryota; Fungi; Ascomycota; Saccharomycetes; Saccharomycetales; Saccharomycetaceae
Gene: GNA1
Product: glucosamine 6-phosphate N-acetyltransferase
Biological process (GO): UDP-N-acetylglucosamine biosynthetic process
Cellular component (GO): endoplasmic reticulum; Golgi apparatus; endoplasmic reticulum-Golgi intermediate compartment
Molecular function (GO): monosaccharide binding; glucosamine 6-phosphate N-acetyltransferase activity
Source: RefSeq, a predicted model, not a curated record